Messenger RNA from Aspergillus affinis, 2271 nucleotides. Its product is annotated as putative choline kinase. Lineage: Eukaryota; Fungi; Ascomycota; Eurotiomycetes; Eurotiales; Aspergillaceae. The record is from RefSeq and is a predicted model, not a curated record. Gene Ontology annotation, biological process: phosphatidylethanolamine biosynthetic process; phosphatidylcholine biosynthetic process. Bases 1 to 2271 code for a protein of 756 amino acids. Gene Ontology annotation, molecular function: choline kinase activity; ethanolamine kinase activity. Gene Ontology annotation, cellular component: cytoplasm. The transcript is spliced from 4 exons.
AUGGAUUCUGAUCAAUCGCGACAAGGACUUAACCCGAUUCUGGGAACCGGUUUAGACCUUGCGUACCAGAAAUUCCGACACGUCACCGGAAAUGGCCAUUCUACCCCCGCGACGGAUGGAGCCUCCCCCCGCAAGCACCGCCCUUCGCUGAGCAAGAAAUCAUCGGCGCGACCGCCUAUGUAUUCCCCCGCAGCCUUGACCAGCCAGACCUCGAGCGUCGCAACGGAACCUGUAACCCGGGAUGAAAAAGACUCGAGUGGGAGGAACGGCCACGAGGAUCCUCAAAGCAUCCUGUUUUACCAGGUGUACGAGUGGUUGCGGCGUGAGCAGGCGAAGCGCAAGAACCUCAAGCCGAAGGCCUUUGGACAAACGGACGGGGCUGGCAGCGACGGAGACGACGAGGAUGACGAGGCCGUCGUAGAUGGAUAUCCCCUGGAAGAAACCGUUUCUCCCGCGGCGGAAAAUGGCAUUGCCUUGGAUCGGUUGGAGAAAAUCCUCCUCCAAUACGCCACCACUCGCAGCGAUACCAGCGCGUCUGAGCAACCUACCCAACGCACAGGCCGCCGACGUCAUCGGUCCAAGGGGCUGCGGAGAGGGUCUGCGUCUGAAUCGGACUAUCCGGACCUUGAUUCGGCAGCCCCAAGUGUUGAUGCGGUGCUAGAUAACUCCAAGACACUCGCGUACACUGGCGGCGCUGCAGACGACGAGGAAAGUGAGAGUGGCGCCAAUAUUAGGCGAUCCAAGGACCGGGAUGCAUGGACGGUGUUCAAGACCGAAAUCAUGCGCCUGACCCAUACUCUGCAACUCAAGGGGUGGCGUAAGCUUCCCAUGGAGUAUGCCGGUGACAUUGAGGUCGUUCGCCUCAGCGGUGCAUUGACCAACGCGGUAUAUGUUGUCACUCCACCGCAGAACAUCCCGGCUCCCAAGGCCGAGGACGGCUCAUACACUCUGGUGCCGCGGAAGCCCCCAUCCAAACUCCUACUGCGCAUCUACGGUCCACAGGUGGAUCAUUUGAUCGAUCGUGAGAAUGAACUGCAGAUCCUUCGUCGGCUCGGAAAGAAAAACAUCGGACCGAAAGUGCUUGGGACGUUCAUCAACGGCAGAUUCGAAGAAUACUUCAAUGCCCGUCCGCUAACCUUUGAAGAUCUGCGGGAUCCCGCUACCAUGAAGCAGAUUGCCAAGCGUAUGCGAGAGCUCCACGAGGGCAUUGACCUGCUGGAAGAGGAGCGAGAGGGCGGACCGAUGGUGUUCAAGAACUGGGACAAAUGGGUUGAUCGGUGCGAGAAGGUCACCAACUGGUUGGACAAAGAGAUCUGCUCCAAAACCAACGAUAUCAAGGCACUCUCAGAGCCGUGGAGACGGCGAGGGUUCGUUUGUGGGGUCCCAUGGCCUACCUUCAGGAAGGCUGUGGAUAACUAUCGCCAGUGGCUCGUCUCCAGCCAUGGUGGGAUCAAUGAGAUCAAGCGGCAGCUCGUUUUUGCCCAUAAUGAUACUCAAUACGGCAACCUUCUGCGGAUGGAACCUAGCUCCGAAUCGCCACUGCUUCGCCCGGAGAAUGAGCAUAAGCAGCUAGUAGUCAUUGAUUUUGAGUAUGCUUCGGCGAACACUCCAGGAUUUGAAUUCGCCAACCAUUUCACGGAGUGGUGCUACAACUACCACGACCCAGAACGGUCCUGGGCAUGCAACAACAAGGCCUUUCCGACACCGGAGCAGCAGCGUCGCUUUAUCAGCGCCUACCUCACUCACCGACCGGCUUUGGCCGGACAGGCCUCCCCGUCCAUCACUCCGCUCAUGCGCGGAAUGUCUUCAACCAGCACGUCUAUGGCACCAUUUAGCCUAGACGACGGCCCGGACAUGGAAGCUCAGAACGCGGCUGAGACUGAAAGGGCUCACGAAACCAAGACUGAGCGAGAAAUCCAAUCCUUGAUGAAAGAAAUGCGACAGUGGCGGGUCUUCAACUCGGCGCAGUGGGUGGCAUGGGGUAUCGUCCAAGCCAAAGCCCCGGGCAUGGAGGAAGGCAUCGCCGCCGACGAAGCGGGCACGCACAUCAGCCAUGACGACUCGGCGACGGAGACCGAACGCACCCACUCAACCGGGUCGUCUGUCACGGAAGCCGAGGCCGAAGAGUCGGAUGAAUUCGAUUACCUGGCGUACGCGCAGGACCGGGCCAUGUUCUUCUGGGCGGAUCUGCUGUCGAUGAAGCUGGUGCGCGAAGACGAAUUGCCUGCAGCUCUGGUUGAACAAGUCAAAUCUCGGGUUAUUGAGUAUUAA